AUCAGACCAUGACCUGAAGUCCGCGAAAGUCUAUUGCUUAACCAACUGAGCCACCGAGGCGCCCCUGUCCUGAGGUUUUAGCAACAGAAUCUAACAAGCAGGCCAGGGGCUUAGACAGGGAGAGGAGCCUACUCAGUGCCCAGGUUUCUAACCACUUCUCUGCAGACCCCGUUCCCCAGGGUCCCACGCGGGCCAGACGCACACGUGCCGAAUGCCUGCUUGCUGCAAGAUCGGGUGAAGGGGUGAGUGAUGGUUGUGGCCAGAGUAUCUGCGUUUUCAGAGGGAGGCCUAGCACCUCCCCGAGUCCGCUGAGGCCGCCCCAGCCAUGAGCCGGGUCUGGGUGGCCAGGGAGGGGUUGCUGCCUGACUGUUCUAGACACAAGCUUGGAUUGUGCUCCUUCCAAGGGCUUCUGGGAAAACUGCCUCUGCUGGCAGCUCUGCCCUUAGGCCCGAGGCCAAGAACCUCUGAACAAAUACUGUGCUGCUUCGCAGGCCUAGGAGAGGAGUGCAGGCUUCCUGUCUGCGGGGUGCCUGCCGGGAGGCUCCUUCCCCAGGAUGCAGGAUCCAGAUCCCGUCCGUCCGGAUCCCGGACCCCGUCCAGAGCCCCUCCGGAUUCGGUCGGGAGGAGACCACGCCUUUGUGCGGCCCUCGCUUCCAGCCUCCCGCAAAGAGAAUGUCCAUCGCUCUGGACGUCUAGCGUCCCCAGUGACAACCUGGGAGAGCCAGCACAUCACUCCACACAAAAAGGCCACGUCCCUGUCUCUGAAUGGACAUGCGACCUCCCUGCCCCCCCCACCCCCCGCCGAAUAUCUGUGAAACCAACACUUUUAUCCUUCUGCCCCAGGUUUGGAAACCAGGAGCCCCUGGACAGACCUGCAGGGGCUGGAGGACUGAGCCAUUGGUACUGGAAGGUUCCAUGCCUACCCCGAGGAAGCCGUGUUAGCAGUAAGCAGGGCCGGGCCAGCCUGCGCGUGCCUCUCUCUGAUCGGGAGCUGGUAGGAAAACGUAGACUGGAGAUGAGGAACAGGAGACUAUGGAGCGGAAAGAAGGAGUGGGGGCUGCAAACUCUGCGGGCACCGAUAUAAAACCUGUGACUACUGGGGCGCCUGGGUGGCUUACUCGG
This is a messenger RNA of Hyaena hyaena (striped hyena), 1122 nucleotides long. RefSeq lists its product as uncharacterized. The transcript has 4 exons. The record is from RefSeq and is a predicted model, not a curated record. Bases 326 to 1084 code for a protein of 252 amino acids. NCBI's taxonomy places the organism in Eukaryota, Metazoa, Chordata, Mammalia, Carnivora, Hyaenidae.